Miscanthus lutarioriparius is the source of this 1167-nucleotide messenger RNA. NCBI's taxonomy places the organism in Eukaryota, Viridiplantae, Streptophyta, Magnoliopsida, Poales, Poaceae. The record is from the annotation of a GenBank genome assembly.
AUGCUUCUGGUUCUCGCUGGAAUCUUCGUGACCCAAAGGAUUAAACAUAAGAGGCAAAUAAUGUUGAAGCAAAAGUUUUUCAAGCAAAAUCGUGGACAACUGUUGCAACAAUUGGUAUCCCCAAGGGCAGACAUUGCAGAAAGGAUGAUCAUACCUGUAGAUGAACUUGCAAAGGCAACAAAUAACUUUGAUAAAGCUCGUGAGCUUGGUGGUGGAGGGCAUGGUACUGUCUACAAAGGUAUUUUAUCGGAUCUACACGUUGUUGCCAUCAAGAAGUCAAAGGUAGCUGUUCAGAAGGAGAUAGAUGAGUUCAUAAAUGAGGUGGCCAUCCUCUCACAAAUUAAUCACAGGAACGUAGUGAAACUUCUUGGAUGUUGCCUAGAGACGAAGGUUCCAUUGUUGGUUUACGAAUUUAUUUCAAAUGGAACGCUCUAUGACCAUCUCCAUGUUGAAGGGCCAAAGUCCCUUUCUUGGGUCACUAGGUUGAGGAUUGCAACUGAAACUGCAAGUGCUCUUGCCUAUCUUCAUUCAUCAGUUUCAAUUCCAAUUAUCCAUAGAGAUAUCAAGUCUAGUAACAUACUUUUGGAAGAAACUAUGACAUCCAAGGUGUCCGACUUCGGAGCUUCAAGAUACAUUCCAAUGGAUAAAACAGGACUAACAACAAUGGUGCAAGGAACAAUUGGAUACUUGGACCCUAUGUACUUCUACACAGGACGCCUUACAGAGAAAAGUGAUGUGUAUAGCUUUGGUGUCAUUCUUGUGGAACUACUAACAAGGAAGAAACCAUUUUCGUAUUUUUUCCAUGAUGGAGAUGGCCUUGUUUCCCAUUUUGUCAACUUGCUUGCUACAGAAAAUCUGGCCGAAAUACUAGAUCCUCAAGUCAUUCAUGAGGGAGGCAAAGAAGUACAUGAGGUCUCCAUACUUGCAGCAUCAUGUAUAAAGUUAAAUGCCGAGGACCGGCCCACAAUGCGACAGGUGGAACAUGCACUCGAAGGUCUUGUAUCCAAGAAGUAUGUCCAAACUGAUAUGAAUGUAGGGACAAAUGAAGAGAAUGACAUUGUUAUGAUGAAUUGCUCAUCGAAAAUGGAAAGACGAAGCACGCAAGAGUGGAGCAGAAGAUAUAGCAUGGAAGAAGAAAUCUUGAUGUCUGCAAGGUAUCCUCGGUAG